Messenger RNA from Manduca sexta (tobacco hornworm), 5716 nucleotides. RefSeq names its product homer protein homolog 2 (gene homer). The record is from RefSeq and is a predicted model, not a curated record. Gene Ontology annotation, molecular function: G protein-coupled glutamate receptor binding. Gene Ontology annotation, cellular component: cytoplasm; plasma membrane; dendrite. Gene Ontology annotation, biological process: regulation of store-operated calcium entry; G protein-coupled glutamate receptor signaling pathway. Lineage: Eukaryota; Metazoa; Arthropoda; Insecta; Lepidoptera; Sphingidae.
UCCGACCGCCUCUGUGACAGUUUGCGUUUUGCGAGUGGAGAAUUUUAGAAUUAUGAAGUAAAAUAUUUUCAUUAAUUAUCGUGUUUAAAUGACAGCAGGAAAAGAAACCAUGGGUGAGCAGCCGAUCUUCACGUGCAAGGCCCACGUGUUCCACAUAGACCCGAAGACGAAGCGCUCGUGGAUGUCGGCCAGCUCCGCGGCCGUCUCCGUCUCCUUCUUCUACGACUCCUCCAGGAACCUGUACAGGAUCAUCAGCGUCGAGGGCACUAAGGCGGUGAUCAACAGCACGAUAACAGCGAACAUGACGUUCACGAAGACGUCGCAGAAGUUCGGCCAGUGGAGCGACGUGCGAGCCAACACCGUCUACGGGCUGGGGUUCGCGUCCGAGCCUGAACUUGGCAAGUUCAUCGAGAAGUUCCAAGAGGUGAAGGAGGCGAUCCAGGCGCAGCAGUGCGGCGCGGGCGCGGGCGGCGUCGCCAACGGCAGCAGCGGCGGCGCCACGCCCGUCGCCAGCGCCACCGCCAGCCCGCUGCUCGCCGGCCGCACCGCCGCGCAGGACGAGCCGCCCGCCGUCGUCUCACCCGCACAGCCGAAAGUGGAAAACGACGAGAUGAUGGUCCACCAGAGGGCGCAUUCCGUUUCAUCCACUCUACAGGGCGGGUACGCGACGGUGGGCCGCGCGCCGCGCGCCGCGCUGGCGGGCGAGGCGCCGCCGAGCGCGGACUCCGCCGAGCAGCAGCUGCGCUACGAGAACGACCGCCUCAAGCUCGCGCUCGCGCAGAGUUCGGCGAACGCGAAGAAAUGGGAGGUGGAGCUUGCGACCUUGAAGAGUAACAACCUCCGGCUGACGGCCGCGCUGCAGGAGAGCACCGCCAACGUGGACGAGUGGAAGCGGCAGCUGCACCAGUACAGAGAGGAGGUGGCGCGCGCCAGGCACUACGCAGGGAAAGCCGGGGACGCUACUGAGGUGGAACAGCUGAGGCAGCGCGUGGCGCAGCUCGAGGCGGAGCUGGCGCAGAAGAACGAGGAGCUCGCGCAGAUCACCAAGUCUAAGAAGAGCGAACAGGACGCCGAGGCGAAGCUGGCGCAGAGCCAGCUGGAGCUCGCGAUCGCCGCGCAGGAGGGGCAGCGGCAAGUCAUACAGGCGCUCAACGACCAGCUGGCCAGGCAGCUCGAUGAACUGUCCACGAUCCACCGCGAGAUAAACACGGCGUUGCAAACAUGAGACGCGGCCUGCGCUCCGCCGCCCGCCAUAUACGCGUCCGUGUGCAAGGAGCGCGACCACCGCGCCGAGCGAGCGGAGCGGCCCGAGCGCGCCGAGCGAGCCGAGCGCGCCGAGCGAGCGGACCGAGCCGAGCGAGCGGAGCGGCCCGAGCGACCCGACCGGCCCGACCGGCGCCUGCCGCUACUGCUGCGGCACGACGCCGAGGAACCCACCUACGUCACGGUCAAGGCGAAAAAAUGAAGAGUGCUCUCGGUAUUUCGCAAGGUGCACGAGUUUUUUUAAAUUUCUUUUUCAAUGGGUGAGAGCGAGGAUUCGGAGAAUUUUUUGAGUUUAUUUUCUUGAUUUUUGAUCCAAUUAUACAUUUAUAUUUUCUAACAAAAUAUUAGGUUCAGAAAUACAUGAUUAUUUUUUCACCUUUUGAAUUGCUAUUUAUAUUUAUUUACCAACAUGUGUUGUAUAAAUAUAAAAUUUGUAUAGACAUUACUGAAGUUUUAAGUAGCUCCAUAUUCUCGCUCAACCAUGCAUUUAUGUCUGUAGAUGUAUUCAAACGCGUAACUCCAACUCUCCUGUUAGUGAAACCAUUUGUCUCAACAAUAAUCUCUUCAAGAACAUUGUAUUAUAAUGGUCGAUAUAUACCGCCAACAUCAUAAUGGUGUAUUGGUAUUAAUAAUUUUCGCCUUUAAACGUGAACUUUUACAGUCGAUACUCGAAUGACAUACUUAUAAAUAAAAAUAAUAAGCAUCUCAAUUAUUCUAAUGAUAGUUUUGUCUGUGAAUUUCUACAAACUUACAAUGUUCUGAAAUCUUAGUACACAAGGUAUCCACUUAAAAGUUCACAAUAGUAAAGGCACGUGUAUAUACAGAAAAAUGAACAUCCUAUAUAUUGAUUGCAUCGUAAUGUAAUCAUUACUUACGAUCCUACGUUUUAUCUAUAUUAAAUAUCAUUAUUCAUGAAAUUAAAGUAGAAGCACCAGUGAAGAACACGUGUGUCAUCGGGGAAGGACUAGGGAUAUGAGAAAUGUCGCUAGAUAUGAUAACCAGCAAUUGUUAUACAGGUUGAUGGGAUAAACGACGGACAUAUUUAGUUAUAUGGUACUUUGUGUCUACUAAAAUCAAGUAAAAAUGUUUCUUAAAGAAAAUACUGGAAACUAAGCCAUUAAUUGUUUAUGUCCUGCGGGCGGAGCAGCAGGUUCGUGAUCGCGGUAAAAAGCCUCUUAAGAUCAAUAGCAUACGUUACCUAUUCCCUUGCACUACUAAGGUCUUCUUUGUAACACAUUUGGAAAGAACUAAUACUGAAUAUGAUCGUCGUUCAGUCCCCUUUAUACUAAAAAUCAAUCUUUAAAGCUUAUGUAACAUAUUUAAACUCUUCUCUCUCAAUCAUUUUCGUUUACCGUCUAGUCCUAUCCAAUUUUCGAAACAAAGUUAGCUCUCUGUCCAAAUAUCCGAGUUAUUUCGAGUGAUACAAUCCCACCAUUACAUCUUGUGUACAUAAUUAUUUCCAGUUUUGUGUAACUUAACGAUCGUAUGCCAAAAAAUAUAAUUUUAUUUAUAGUAGUAUUGUGUGGCUGCACGGUGAAAUACCGAUUUUGAUGAUAAAAAAAAACUUUAUUCUCGUUUCAAUGACUUCGCCUGGUUUGCGGUAUGGCGGUGGCAGACGCUUUCGGGGUUAUUUUAAUUGAGCUGGCGACAGCGCACGCGCAAAUUUAGGAUUACUAUGUUUAUUCAGAUCUAGAAGCUCAUAGUGUUAUUUUCCUCAAGUGUGUGUAUUAGGAAUGUUAUAUACAGGCCUGGUUUAUCAUUCUGUGGACGUCUGCGACCGCCACAUGGAUCAGCAGGCUGUGCCAUGUCUUAGUGUAAAAUGAACUAUUCCAUAAAAAUAAUGAUAAAAACGUAUGUGUUUCCGACGUUUCGCCCCGAAACACUAGAGGGCAGUCGAAGCGUUCACUCACAAAUAUCGCUUCGAUGGACACCGAAGGCGUCGCAUUAAAUUAUUACAUAGUUGUAAGGCUACCUUUAAUUGUAUGUUACGGUGAAGCGAAAUUAAUACUCUAUUUGAUUCCAAUUCAGAUCUGGUUUAUGCAUUUCCUUGGUCCAUCACAUUUAUUUUGCUCGAAUACGUUGUCCACAUUAAAUGUAAGUUAGAUUAGAAACAAUAUACCAUAGGUUAUGUAAUGUACAAUUUCGUUUCGACUUCCUACUGUGUAGGCUAAUAAAUAUCUAAUGUAACAUUAAUAUUCCGAUAUAUAAAUGGUUUUUAAUCGAGUAUAAAGUUUCAUAUCUAGAUUUACGAUUUGACGCCGGUCUGGUUCAGUGUUAUAUUUUAUUAUGUAAACGUGCACUUGCGGCCAGAAGGUUAGUCUGUACACAAAUAUUGGAGGACAAUUAAUAUGUUCUCAAUUUAUGUGUGGUUAAAUGAUUCACAAAUGUUUGAACUAAUUUUACAACACGGUUUGAAAGUAUGGCACUAAUGUGUUGAAUCGUCAUAAUAAUAAUUGAAAACUGAACAUCACAAAACAUCCGUCUAUUUAUUCCCGAAUAUUAAUAUUAUUUUUUUUCUUUUAGUUUCGUUUUUUAAAUUUUUAUUUCGUUAUGUUUUAAUGCCCUGUAUUUCAUAGACCCCUUAGCAAAUUAGUGCACACUUUGAGAGACAAUAGAUGUCGUACUUGCAAAAUUUACUUUCUCCAGCGCCUUUAUAUGUAUGAAAAGGUUGAGUCAAUUAAAAUUUCUGUCUGUGAUUUUUACACCCAGCUAUGACUUUGUUUUCGUACCGACAGAUGUUUGUUGUCUCUCAAAGUAAAAAAAAAAUGAAACCAAAAUGAUAUCAUUGAAAAAGGCUGAGGACACAUUUUUAAGAUAUACAAUGUCUUCUGAACAGGGUAAUUUGAUUUACUGUUGUGUAAUUUUUGAAUAUUGAAAAGAAUUGUUAUUCGAUUUUUACUGUCGUCUACUGCAUACAUUCUCCGUAGUGGAAGCGAAGCGUUUAGCGUGGUGUCGUACGCGUUUACGAUCGACAAUCUUAGAUCAUUGUGUAUACUGUAUUGAAUGUUCAUGAGCUUUUUUCUUGAACAGUGUCUUAGUGUCACGUGUGUCCAACCAUAUUCAGCGCUGUUAAAAAAAAAAACUAUAAUUGUAACUAAAAGUAAUAACCAUAAAGCAUAUAAUCCUAUGAGGGUUAUUUUUAUUCCAAAUACAAUUACAUAAUCUCAUGUCGUUUGGACGUUACUUGGUCUUCUUUAUUUAAAUAAAUUGUGUUUCUUUCUAUAAGCGUAAAAUAAUUGUUCUGUAUCGAACCAUAGAAACAUUUGACACGAAAUGAUAUUAACACACUAUUCAGAGUGAUGCUGAUUGCAUCUGUAAUAUUAUAAUUUAUACAUAAAUAUUUAUAUAACUUUUGUAGACGCUAAUAUAUAAUUUGGAGCACUCGUUAAAUAUUGUUUCAACUAGAUUGCAAACACAUGGACAAAUUUAUUUCUUACCUAUAUAAAUAUUUAAUGUAGGAUGGAUAUGUGAAUGUUUAUAACUCUUAUAUUUAUUUGUAAAUGUAAAUCUUGUUUAUCGAAUAUAGUUAAGUAGAAAUCGAAUGAUCUGUUAUGUAAGAUAACUGUAUAAAAUAGUUUAAUGUGUAAGUGUUAUUUCCAAUGUCAUGUAAUACUGGGGGGUAGUGUGUGAUUGUAUUUCUAGUGGGGAGGUGCCCGCUGGCUCCCUCUGGGUGUAGGCAGAUAGCUACAAUAGCCUCUAAUGGCCGUAAUAAAAAGAUUUUGACUGUCAAAUUUGGGAACGUCUGAACUAGCGUACUAGUUAUGUAACUAUAUCACUAUCGUUACAAUAGUUAAAUGAAUUUAACAGAUGUAUAAUUUCCGUAUGAGGCUCGCUGCGAGUCGAUGAUUAUUUUGUGGGAAAAUACUUAAAAUUAAAUUAAUAAAAAAUAAAUUAAAAAAAUAUUAUAGCGCGACCGAGUACAGUGGCCCGAAGUGUCCCACCGAUUGUAAUGUCCUUUAAGGAGUGCCAACCAAUGAUGCAGACUUAUGUCUCUUGGACGACUGUGUUCGGUAGUUUAAUAAUAAAGUUGUUGUAAUCGCAUUAUAGUUUGUAAUUUAUUCAAAUAUAUUAUGUAGCGGUCGGCUUUGUAUUGGACGCUGUGUAGUUAUAAAACUCUAGAUUUGGAAAAUUUAAUGUUAUCAACAAUAUGUGGAUUGUUACCCCUCUAAACGUAACUUGUGUGCAUUGGUUUAAAUUAACUUCCCAGUUUAAUAGCUCUAAUGUUUGUUUGUAGUAAUGUUACAAGGCGUUAAGUUAAGAAUAGUAUAAAAAUUGUAACAACUUUCUCACAUAUGGUAAGUUUGUAAUAUAUGUAGUUGAUCCGUUGAUAUGAAACGCGAAAUACAAAGCGGGCCGCAAGUAUGUGUACGUACUACGUAAUAUCUUCCAUUAGUCUUGUAGUCGCUGUGGGCUGCCGUAUGCGUUAACAAAUAAAUACUAUAACGUGAAUUUA